This is a messenger RNA of Patiria miniata (bat star), 3835 nucleotides long. RefSeq names its product flotillin-2-like (gene flot2). The record is from RefSeq and is a predicted model, not a curated record. Gene Ontology annotation, cellular component: plasma membrane. Gene Ontology annotation, biological process: regulation of myoblast differentiation; protein localization to plasma membrane. Bases 162 to 1433 code for a protein of 423 amino acids. Lineage: Eukaryota; Metazoa; Echinodermata; Asteroidea; Valvatida; Asterinidae. The transcript has 9 exons.
AUUAUAUCACGUCGGCCAUCUUGCUUGUUUUCCCAUUGAUAGUGUGUUGUGGAAAAAUUCUGGGUGGUAACGUAACGCACGUAAACUGCAUCGGUGCUUGAAGCACUCUGUAUUUUCAGGUCUACAUUUCUAUCCGAAGUGAUUUUUUGCCUCACAACACCAUGGGUAACAUUAAUACCACUGGACCCAAUGAAGCAAUGGUUGUUUCAGGUGGCUGCUGUGGCAGUGGCGACAAGAAGUAUAUCAUUGGAGGCUAUGCAUGGUCCUGGUGGCUGGUGUCGGAUGUACAGAGGAUAACCUUGGAGGUCAUGACAUUGAAUCCUCGCUGCGAGAACGUGGAGACCUCCAUGGGCGUGCCCCUGACGGUGACGGGCGUAGCCCAGGUCAAAGUCAUGACGGAGGAAGGGCUGCUGGCCCAGGCCUGCGAGCAGUUCCUGGGACGGUCGACCGAAGAGAUUAAGGAAGUCGUGCUGCAGACGCUGGAGGGCCACCUCAGGGCAAUCUUGGGUACCCUGACCGUGGAGGCCAUCUACCAGGACCGGGACCAGUUUGCCCAGCUGGUACGUGAAGUGGCUUCUCCCGACGUGGGCCGCAUGGGUCUGGAGAUCGAGAGUUUCACCAUCAAGGACGUGUACGACAAGGUGGAGUACCUGGGCUCUCUGGGCAAGUCCCAGACAGCCGUGGUCAAGAGAGACGCGGACAUCGGUGUCGCUGAGGCCAACAGGGAUGCCGGAAUCAGGGAAGCUGAAUGCGAGAAGGUCAUGAUGGACACCAAGUUUGACGCCGACACCAAGAUUGCCGACUCGGCCCGUAUGUUUCAGAUGAGCAAAGCCGGCUUCCAAGCUGAAGUGAACACCAAGAAAGCCGAGGCUGAGCUGGCCUAUGAGCUUCAGGCCGCCAAGGUCAAACAGCUGAUCCGUAGUGAGGAAAUCGAAAUCGAGGUCGUGGAACGGAGAAAACUCAUCGACAUCGAGGAGAAAGAGAUCGAACGCAAGGAGCGUGAACUGGUGGCUACCAUCAAGCGGCCAGCCGAGGCUGAGUCCUACAAGGUGGAGACCAUCGCUCAUGGUGAAAGAACACGGACCGUGUUGGCAGCCAGAGGCGACGCCGAAAAGAUCAAGAAAGUGGGUCAUGCUGAGGCCACAUCUAUCGAAGCCAUCGGCAAGGCUGAGGCUGAACGCAUGAGGAUGAAGGCAGCAGCCUACAAGCAGUAUGGAGACGCUGCCAAGAUGAGUCUGGUGCUGGAAUCCCUGCCAAAGAUUGCUGCUGAGAUUGCCGCCCCACUGGCCAAGACUGAUGAGGUCGUCCUCCUGGGUGAUGACCGGACCACAUCGGAGGUCACCAAGCUGCUGGGCUCUCUGCCAGUGGCUGUCCAGGCCUUGACCGGCACCGACUUGUCUAAGAUGAUGCAAAAGAUUCCAGGAAUCCAAUAGUCGGUGCGACGACACCUGCUUCAUCCAGAGUGCGGACAGUGCAACACCUUGUCAGCUGAUCAAAGACGCAGGGUGAAGUAGCCACAGGACAAGGAACAAAAACAAGUCAAGUGCAUUACUCUAUUACAAACCAAACUUUCUUUAAAUGUCCGACCCCCUCCAAUUUGUUAAUAGAUAAAUUCCAUACCUCAGGUUUGACUGCCGAGGAUGAGUAGUAUGAUUCCCAAUGGACUCCGCGUGCACAAGUACCCCCUCAACGGUGAAAAUGAGAGAGGCUUGAAGGACCACUUGGGUGCCAUCUUGGAUAUAAUGCAUAAGUAUACGGUUCAGAUGCAAUCAAUCUGUUUGGUUAGUGUUCACACAUCAUUUCCACUGGUUCCCAUCUCCAUAGCGGGUUCCCGCCUCCAUAGCUGGCUCCUGCUUCCAUAACUGGUUCCCACCUCCGUAACUGGUUCCCACCUUCAUUACUGGUUCCCACCUCCAUAAUUAUUCAGCAACAAUAACACAGAAGCUGGGAACCAGGGAACCAGUCAUCCACCCUUCCUUAGUAUAUUGUUAAAGAUAGCAAAUGGUACCCAACUAAGUGCAAGUUUCCUUCCUACAGGAUAAUGGUACUUGUUGAAAGAGCGCCCUCUCUUGUUUGCAAGUGGAGUCAAUAUCACUAUGCUGCCUUUUAUUCUGUAGUAUUUCUGACCCUUCAACCCAGAGUGUUGUGCAAACAUAAUGAUUCAAGAGAAAUUGUUUUCUUUUGGUUUGUAAGUAGUGAAGUUAGUACUGAGUGAGACCAAUUGUGGACCGAUAGUUUUCUGGUUGUCUAUUUGCCAGGCUGUCAGAAGAGGUGAAAAAAUGAACCUUAUACAUUUCUGAAUUUGAAAGUAAAUAAAAUUUUAGCGUUAAAAAAUCAAUUAAAAAAUAAGGAUUGAUGGUUGUAAAAUUUUUAAAAUUUAGAGUGAAAAUUGUAUUUUGAUAGGUAAUUUUUUAAAAUUGUGAAGAUUUGUUGUUCACUUUUGCAGAGUAAAAAAAAAUACAAAAUGCAAACGUUCAAUAUCAGGGGCGUAUUUUUCCGGGGCUACUAAUAGUAGGAAUCUGCUAAGCCAAGAACAUGUUUGCUUAGCACAACUAGGUUACCAGUCAAGAUGUCAUGCAGUUACUAACAGAUGUAACUGGUUUCCUGCAGAUUUGUAUUAAGCAAGAACAUUUGCUAAGCACCGUUUUCUGCUUUGAGGCAGCGUGAAAGUUGGCCCUGGUCCUCCAAAUCAUGAAUUAUUGAAUUUAUGAGAAAAUUGGACAAUGACAUGCCUGGCAAAUAGACAUCCUCAUUUUAUAUUAUUUUAACCACUUGUAUAUAUACAAUAUGUUACUGUGACAAUUGAUAUAUCGUAAUAUGUAUAAAACAAUCACUUAUUAUUGAGUGUUUAGCCGUAUCUAAAAAGUUAAAACCUAAAUUCAAGUUUUCUUUCUAUCCAAAUCUCGGGUAAACAAGGAUUUUAUUCGUCGGGCCUUAAUUAUGUACAUAGGUGCAAUCUUCAUUUUUAGCAAGCAGUUCCAUUAUAAGUGCCGAUGUGCACCUGAGAUACUUUCAGCUUUUUUGGUCGCUUAAAAAAAAAUUCCACAGUACAUGCACUUUAUUUCCAUUUCAUUUCUAAACCGAUUUUCAAUGUGUUGCUGAAGUUGUUCCGUGUAGUGACAGUAUGUGUUGGCCAAUUUUGAUGGAGCACUGGGCCCAUUUUCAUUGCUAUAGUAACCAUAGAAUUCCGCGCUUACGAUCACCAUUAUGUGCUAACAGCGCCAGCAGAGAAUUUCUGUGCUAACUUUGUAAGCAGCGAAUCCUUAGUUCACAACAUGCGCAAAAGCCAAAAUUUCUCACUUAACCGGUGAAAUAUGCUUAAAUACUGUAAGCUACCGUAACCGUAAGCAGGGAUUUUUCCGCUUACGGUUAGCAGAGCCAUGAAGCCCUGCUAAGAACAGAAACAGUUCGCUAAACAGACUAGCGUUACUAGCCAAAACGUCACAAGGGUUGUGCAUUUAUGAACAAUUCAGUAUCUGAUGAAUUGAAAUUGGAUUCUAUCGAAUAUUCAAAUAUUCAAAACACACCAGACAAAGUUUUACAUGUGCAAGCCAAAACGGCAUGCACCACUCGGAAAUUGCACGACCUGGUUGAAAUUUGCGUGCAUUGAUCGGGAAUUAAAUAGGCCACUGAUCAGGAUAUAUGUGAACGGUGAACUUAAGAAAUAUUAAGGACAUCAUGCAUGUAUCAAUAUGUUGUUGAUGUACAUGUAGCUGACUAGCGGAUUUAGAAUAUAAGAUUUCAAAUAUGCAACCUUCUACGAUUAAAAUGAGAUCAGGAGGCAUUUCUCUUCAUCUUUUCGAGACCUGCUCACAUUUUUUUUGAGAAUUCAUAU